AUGAAUGUUGUCCCUGAAUAUUUUGUCAAAAAUGUCAAGUUUAUUCUACUGAUACAUGCCUUUAAUGAGUUAUGUACCAAAAGUUCAACUCUCUCAGACGUAAUACCAGUUCUGAAAAGGAUAAACAAAGUUCUCAGAAAUACUACGUUUGUUGACUUGAAAGGAAAUUGUAAAGGUAAUACGAAUUGCAGAAUGUUUACUCAUUAUUUUGAGGCCUUAAACAAAACUUUGGUGGCAAUCAGUGCACAUACUUGCGCUAAUAGGCACCAAAUUUUUCAACUUGCAAUCAACAUAUACUUGCAUUUAGUCCAAGUGAUGGCAACAAAACUCUUCUGCACGCAACAAACUCGUCCAAUAGACAAACUGCUGGCUCAUAUUGCCCAACCAGUGGUGGACAGUGUAAUCAUGGACCGGCCAUUACCACAGUCAGCUCCAACCCCCUUGCCAACAUAUUUGGAGCUCUUGAAAACCCAAAAGCUACCAUCUACGAAAUACAACCUGUCUGAGGUUGAACAAAAAGAUGCGUUAUAUGACUUGGCUCAUUAUUUCUUGACUGUGUUACAACUAAUUAUAGAAAACUCUAAAGAUGCCUUUACUCUCACAGAUAUAACACACAGAAAACUGCUACUCGCUGCUAUCAUUCACUGCUCAGAACCAGGACUGGCUCGCAUAUACAGAAAGAUUCAAUGGUAA
This is a messenger RNA of Komagataella phaffii GS115, 693 nucleotides long. RefSeq lists its product as uncharacterized. The transcript has a single exon. Lineage: Eukaryota; Fungi; Ascomycota; Pichiomycetes; Pichiales; Pichiaceae. The coding region runs from base 1 to 693 and encodes 230 amino acids. The record is from RefSeq and is a predicted model, not a curated record.